UCAUGAUAUUGAUGACCUUGAGAUGAAGGUUGUGAGGUACAAACCGGAAGGCCUUGAUAUUCUCUGCAAGAACACAAAGUUCUCCAAAAAAGAACUUCAGAUUAUGUACAGAGGCUUCAAGCAGGAAUGCCCAACGGGAAUAGUGAACGAAGAGACGUUCAAAGAAAUAUAUGCUCAAUUCUUCCCACAAGGCGACGCGACUGCCUAUGCCCACUACGUGUUCAAUACAUUCGACCAUGACAAAAACGGGUCCAUUAGCUUCGAGGAGUUCGUGAUGGGGUUGUCCGUUCUCGUGAGGGGGACACUUCCAGAGCGGCUACAGUGGGCGUUUAACCUUUAUGACGUCAAUGGGGACGGCAUCAUAACUAAGGACGAGAUGGUGGACAUCGUGGGCGCCAUCUAUGAGAUGAUGGGACGCUUCACCCUGCCGGCAAUUGACGAGUACAGCGCGCGGGAGCACGCGGAAAAGGUGUUCCAGAGAAUGGACUUGAACAAAGACGGUGUGAUAUCAUUUGAAGAAUUCAUGGAAACAUGUAGAAUGGAUGAUAACAUAGUACGAGGCAUGUCUCUCUUUGAUACUGUGAUCUAGCGUGUCGACGGGAGAAAAAAAGCAUCGGCAUCGUAGAAUUGUUGUUCAAAAGUAUGAACAGCGACAUCCAUAUCGAGCGCUACUAUAGAUGCCAGAUAUACAAAAACAAACAUUGCAGAUAGCUGACUGAUUUCGCGUGCCUAACUUAAUAUAUAAUUAAGUCAGUAAACGCGGUACAAAUAUCAAUGAUAAUUUCCCCGUGACUUUGCAGUGUGUGGUACGUCUUCUCGUCGCAUGGAGAGUAUUAGGAAGGACAAUAAUUGUUUUAUCGUGAUGAUAUAUACGAUUUAAAUACUUUCAUUUCACAAUCUGGGCUGACAUAAAAAAAAUCAAAACUGUAAUGCCGAUUUGUCCUGUCAAGUUAAUGUACAUUCUUCGGAGUUCAUCUAAUUUUUAGUGUGACUUUUUUUGCAAACAACAUAUUAUGGGUGUAUGCCUGAUAUUUUUUCUCGAACGUAUUUAACAUACCUUAUGUGUACAUUAAAAUAAGCAAUAUAAUCUUCAAUGUAGAAAAAACAUUAUAGAAUAAGUAAAACUUCAAUAUGUUAAUGUUUUUAAUGUUUGAGAAUUGAUACAUUUAUGAAUAACACUGUACUGUACAUUGCGAUUUGUUUGUAUUCAUAAUAACAUUGGGCUCGAAAUUAGACAUGAUGCAUCCAUCACGUCUAUCAUGUUUGUGGACAAACGAUAGUUUUAUAUGUUUAUUUUAUGAAUAUCAUUUGUUAGUAUCAUUGUAUGUUUGUAUCGUUCGAUUAUAAAACAGAGAUCAAAAUGUGAUAUAACUGUUUUAUCAACAAUAUUAUACCAUACCUGUCAAUUC
Messenger RNA from Dreissena polymorpha, 1409 nucleotides. RefSeq names its product Kv channel-interacting protein 4-like. Gene Ontology annotation, molecular function: calcium ion binding. The transcript is spliced from 6 exons. Bases 23 to 589 code for a protein of 188 amino acids. The record is from RefSeq and is a predicted model, not a curated record. Lineage: Eukaryota; Metazoa; Mollusca; Bivalvia; Myida; Dreissenidae.